Molecule: messenger RNA, 1476 nt
Organism: Cucurbita moschata (crookneck pumpkin)
Lineage: Eukaryota; Viridiplantae; Streptophyta; Magnoliopsida; Cucurbitales; Cucurbitaceae
Product: IST1-like protein
Exons: 7
Coding region: 84-1289 (401 amino acids)
Biological process (GO): protein transport
Source: RefSeq, a predicted model, not a curated record
UGGCCGUUUCACUUUCACCUUCCUUAAUCCCACUCUUCUUCUUCUUCUUCUUCUUCUUCGUUACCCCUUUUUUUUCUCCGGCCAUGAGCGCCGCCGAUCGUUCCGUCAGGAUCAUCAAGAAGUUCAUCUCCCUCCUCCGCCGUGGCUUCAACUCCUCCAAAUGUAAAACAGCGGCGAAAAUGGCGGUGGCGAGGAUAAAGCUGCUGAGGAACAAGCGAGAGGCGGCGGUAAAGCAGAUGAGACGCGACAUUGCUCUGCUUCUUCAGUCGGGUCAGGACGCCACUGCUCGGAUUCGGGUAGAACAUGUGAUAAGAGAACAGAAUGUUUUGGCUGCCAAUGAGAUUAUCGAACUCUUCUGCGAGUUGGUUGUGGCUAGAUUAUCAAUUAUAGCGAAACAGAGGGAAUGUCCGGCAGAUCUGAAAGAAGGGGUUGCUAGUUUGAUCUUUGCAGCUCCGAGGUGCUCUGAGAUUCCAGAGCUUUCUGCACUUACCAAUGUUUUUGAGAAGAAAUAUGGGAAGGAUUUUGUGUCUGCUGCCACUGAUCUAAGGCCCAAUUGUGGAGUGAAUCGGCUGCUCAUUGACAAGCUCUCUGUUCGAACUCCUGCGGGUGAAGUGAAGCUUAAAGUAAUGAAGGAGAUUGCCAAGGAGCACCAGAUUGAAUGGGAUACGACAGAAUCUGAGAAGGAGCUACUAAACCCUCCUGAAGAACUUAUUGACGGGCCUCGGAGUUUCGUUAGCGCUGCUAGCUUACCUGUGAAGCCUGCAGCAGCAGCAAGCCAAUCUGCUGGAAAUGAUGCUCAAAUUGAAAGGAGGAAUGGUAGAGAGGAUGAAAGUAUGCACUUUCAAGAUACAGCAUCAGCCGCAGAAGCUGCUGCAAAAGCAGCGAAGCAAGCGAUUGCUGCUGCAGAGGCAGCUGCCUAUCUAGCAAAUAAAGACAUGAAUUGGGAUGCUCGAGACUCGGGUUUCGAUCUCAGCCCUCCUGCUAAUUCUACCCCGAUCUGCUCUCAUCAUAUUGAUCAUCAGUUCAAGGCAGGAGAAGAGAGAACAACGAAUGUAAAUACAGAUUAUGAGAUGGCUUACAGGAGACAUAGCUAUAAUCCUACCGACAUAAAGUUCGACGAAUCGGAUUGUGAAGAAGAAACUCAAAUGGACGACGGAGCUGACGGAGGUGAUAGUCGACCUCCUGAUGGGAAUCCUCCACCGAUACCUUCAUCUCGUGUCCACCCCAAGCUGCCUGAUUAUGACACUCUUGCUGCUCGCUUUGAAGCUCUCAAGUACAGGAAAACUUGAACUUAGUCAGAAUGUUGUUAUAAUUACUUGCCAAUGAUGCAUGUAAUUACUCAACCUUAUUGCAUUCAAAUAAACCAGGAGUAUUCUUUUGUUAGCUGUUUACAACACCCUAUAUAAUCAAAUACUGUAAAAAGAUCAGAGAUUAUGGUAUUCAGAAUGCAAUUCUUAUACAAUAUUGGUUGAGAUA